Messenger RNA from Manis pentadactyla (Chinese pangolin), 1911 nucleotides. It is a transcript of the gene ATG4B, whose product is annotated as autophagy related 4B cysteine peptidase. The record is from RefSeq and is a predicted model, not a curated record. The transcript has 13 exons. NCBI's taxonomy places the organism in Eukaryota, Metazoa, Chordata, Mammalia, Pholidota, Manidae. Gene Ontology annotation, molecular function: protein-phosphatidylethanolamide deconjugating activity. Bases 266 to 1486 code for a protein of 406 amino acids.
ACUCCUUAAUCUUUGCUGGCAAGAUAUUUUGGGACUUUGUCCAGUUAGCCUCGAAAGCAUUUGCACACAGGUUCUCUCAUCCUGCGGCAGUUUUAGUCCUUUCAUUCCUUGAAGGGAGUGAUUUGCCUUCAAGUACCACCCCCUACCCUGGUCUGUUUAAUCCCAGCUGUCAUUCUGGAUAGCAUCGUUUUUGCUUCGUUUUUCUUUUCCUGGAAGCUGUGGCACAAAUUUACUGAAAUCUCAGUUUGGACACUGUAACGUAUGCAUGCAUGGCCAGUAUGUCGAUGAUUGUGGUAUCUCAUCACUUAAAUCUACUCUGACCUAUGACACUCUCCGAUUUGCUGAGUUUGAAGACUUCCCUGAGACCUCAGAGCCUGUUUGGAUCCUGGGAAGAAAAUAUAGCCUUUUCACAGAAAAGGAUGAGAUCUUGUCCGAUGUGGCGUCAAGGCUUUGGUUUACAUACAGGAAAAACUUCCCAGCCAUCGCAGGGGGAACUGGCCCCACCUCGGAUACGGGCUGGGGCUGCAUGCUGCGGUGUGGACAGAUGAUCUUUGCCCAAGCCCUGCUGUGCCGCCACCUAGGCCGAGACUGGAGGUGGACACAGCGGAAGCAGCAGCCAGACAGCUACUUCAGCGUCCUCAGUGCAUUCAUUGACAGGAAAGACAGUUACUACUCCAUUCACCAGAUAGCACAAAUGGGAGUUGGUGAGGGCAAGUCCAUCGGCCAGUGGUACGGGCCCAACACAGUCGCCCAGGUCCUCAAGAAGCUUGCUGUCUUUGACACCUGGAGCGCCUUGGCAGUCCAUAUAGCGAUGGACAACACGGUGGUGAUGGAGGACAUCAGAAGGUUAUGCAGGAGCAGCCUUCCGUGUGCAGGGGCCACUGCGUCUCCUGCAGACUCCGACCGGCACUGCAACGGCUUCCCUGCUGGAGCUGAGGUCGCCAACAGGCUGCCCCCAUGGAGGCCCCUGGUGCUUCUCAUCCCCCUGCGCCUGGGGCUCACAGACAUCAAUGAGGCAUACGUGGAGACGCUGAAGCACUGUUUCAUGAUGCCCCAGUCCCUGGGAGUGAUCGGCGGGAAGCCCAACAGUGCCCACUACUUCAUUGGCUACGUUGGUGAGGAGCUCAUCUACCUGGACCCUCACACGACGCAGCCGGCUGUGGGGCUCACCGACAGCUGCUUUAUUCCGGAUGAGAGCUUCCACUGCCAGCACCCCCCCAGCAGGAUGAGCAUCGGGGAGCUCGACCCGUCCAUCGCCGUGGGCUUUUUUUGUAAGACAGAGGACGACUUCAACGACUGGUGCCAGGAAGUCAGAAAGCUGUCGCUGCUCGGAGGUGCCCUGCCUAUGUUUGAGCUGGUGGAGCAGCAGCCUUCCCACCUGGCCUGCCCUGACGUCCUGAACCUGUCUGUAGAUUCUUCUGAUGUAGAGCGAUUGGAAAGGUUCUUUGACUCAGAAGAUGAAGACUUUGAAAUCCUGUCCCUUUGAAAAUCCUGGAGUUUGGGGACGGUCCGCUGGCCCUCGAUGGGGAUGCCUCCAAGAGCCCAGCCCUGCCUCGGGGCGCUUGGUGCCUCUGCAGCAUUUCAUCCAUCCAGCCCGCCCGCCCACUGAGUGCCGUGCCUCACGCCGCCUCUGCCCUGGAUGGAGGACUGCACCGUUCUGGGGGCCCCACUGCGAGGCGCGUGGCCGCUUGGCUCAGAAAGCUCGUUGAGGCUGCGAGACACGAAUGAGGGGCCGCCUGCAGAAGGCCCAGCGCAGCCAGGCCGGAGUUUCCGAGAGCAGCGCCUUCACACCUCAGAGCUCCCCCGAAGACACUGCCGGCCCUGCCCUAGUGCAUCGCCUCUGUCCUGCUUCGUCCUGGGCUCGGUUCUGGGUUUGCUUUGGAAUUAAAAGUCCUGUUUGAAGUUGCUCAA